CUUCACAAAUUCCCAGGGAAUAGGGGUAGAUUUGAGAUUCUUGAUGUAUUUUUAGGGGGUUGGAGAGGACCCCAUCUGAGAAUGCAGCCUCCCUAUCUGUCUGAUAUACAGUAGCAGCGAGCCUCUUUCAACACACACACACACCAUUGCUGGAUGCAUUCACCACCUCAUUUUAUCUGUACUCCCUUCUCUCUGGCAGCUCAUCCACACUUACAGCAACCUUGUCUUUCACUUCUCUAAACAAUAAUAGGUGCAAAAACACCUUUCAAAGGAAAAUAACAUACAUUUAAACAAGGAAACUGCAAUGUGGUAAAAUAAAAUAUGAAAAAUGUGAUUUUUCUGUCAAGUAUUUAAAUGAAUAUUAUUAGAGGAAAGUUAGGCUAUAUUUAGUGCAAUUACUAUCAAAGACAGUCAUAGUGGCUUCUCUGGAGCGAGAAAACCCGAGAUAUAGAAAGAGGGAGAGAGAGAAAGAGGUAGAGACUUGCCAGAGAGCGAGUGAGACAAGAGACAGGGAAAGAGGGAGCGAGAGCGGGGGAGAGGGAGCACAUCAGCGCGGCAGCAGCAUUAGGGGCAUAUUCAUUAGUCCAAACAAAAACGAGAAUUCAUAUUGGAAAAAUGCAGAUGGCGUGCCAGGGCCUUGCGAGCGGCGAGACUCUGAAGUCGCUGAAGGCGGAGAGCGAGACGCUGAGGAAGAAGCUCGAGGAGGAGCGGAAGAAGCUGCACGAUGUGGAGUUGGAGAAGGUAGCUGAGAAGGCGGAAGUUCUUGGUGAGUUAAACAUGAAGACUCGGAGGACACUGAAGGGCCAUGGCAACAAGGUGCUCUGUAUGGACUGGUGCAAAGACAAACGACGCAUUGUCAGCUCCUCACAGGAUGGGAAGGUCAUCGUAUGGGAUGCUUUCACCACCAAUAAGGAACAUGCAGUGACCAUGCCGACUACGUGGGUGAUGGCGUGUGCCUACGCCCCCUCUGGCUGUGCCAUCGCCUGUGGGGGAUUGGAUAAUAAGUGCUCAGUGUACCCUCUCUCAUUGGACAAGGACGAGAACUUGGCGGCCAAGAAGAAGUCGGUUGCCAUGCACACCAACUACCUGUCCGGCUGCACCUUCACCAACUCUGACAUGCAAAUCUUGACAUCCAGUGGGGACGGUACCAGUGCGCUGUGGGACGUGGAGAGUGGUCAGCUGCUGCAGAGUUUCCACGGUCACUCUGCUGAUGUCCUCACUCUGGACCUCGCCCCCUCUGAGACUGGAAACACCUUCGUCUCCGGGGGUUCUGAUAAGAAGGCUAACGUUUGGGACUUGCGCUCAGGGCAGAACGUCCAGUCGUUUGAUACCCACGACUCUGACAUCAACUGUGUCAAGUACUAUCCCAGUGGCGAUGCUUUUGCCUCUGCUUCUGACGACUCUACCUGCCGUCUGUUUGAUCUCAGGGCUGAUCGGGAGGUGUCCAUCUACUCCAAAGACAGCAUCAUAUUUGGAGCCGCCAGUGUCGACUUCUCUCUUAGUGGUCGUCUGUUGUUUGCUGGCUAUAAUGACUACACCAUCAAUGUGUGGGACGUCCUGAAGGGGACCAGAGUAGCCAUCCUGUUUGGUCAUGAGAACAGAGUCAGCUCACUCAGAGUCUCUCCUGAUGGAACUGCUUUCUGCUCCGGGUCCUGGGACAACACUCUACGGAUCUGGGCCUAGAGCUGCUGUGAUGUCAUCAGAGCGAGACUGAACCUCUGGAAGUCAGGGGUCAGAGGUUAAGGGUCAGGACCAGAGUCAUGUGACCAGUCGACCCAGAGUGCCCAUGGAGCACACCCUACCGCAGAAAGAGUCUGCCUAUAGAAACUAUAUUCAGUUACACACACACAAUAAUAAACUAUCUAGGUUUGACUCACAGAGACUAUUUAUUUGACUGAAGUUGGACUAUACCAAAUGCUCAUCAGGUCAAUGAGGUCCUAAAGCUUUAUUAUUAGCAGUAUUACAAUUAUUAUUACUAUUGUAUUACUAAAGUCAUUUGAGCAGUUUUCCUCUACAGCAGGUCCUAGCCAAUGCCAUGCAGUACUGACUUUCCUGUAUAGAAGCUAACUCACUGCCGUUUUUAUGCUCCCUAGUCCCCCUUUAAACCUGAUUCACAGUCUGUAGUUUACCAGUCAAUUAGUCUGCCCAGGUUGUAACUUGCUCAGAUCUAAAGUGCAAUACUACUAUAUAAAACCAGACCAUAGACUGUGGCUAGCCAGAGAGGGAGAAAGAGGGAGUGUUUGACGUAUUGUUCAUUUGUAAUCAUAGUCUUCUUGUGAAAUAAAUACAUUUUAUUUAAAUGAUU
Messenger RNA from Oncorhynchus nerka (sockeye salmon), 2305 nucleotides. RefSeq names its product guanine nucleotide binding protein (G protein), beta 5b (gene gnb5b). The transcript is spliced from 12 exons. Gene Ontology annotation, cellular component: cytoplasm; heterotrimeric G-protein complex. Lineage: Eukaryota; Metazoa; Chordata; Actinopteri; Salmoniformes; Salmonidae. The record is from RefSeq and is a predicted model, not a curated record. Gene Ontology annotation, molecular function: protein binding; signaling receptor complex adaptor activity. The coding region runs from base 616 to 1683 and encodes 355 amino acids. Gene Ontology annotation, biological process: G protein-coupled dopamine receptor signaling pathway; G protein-coupled receptor signaling pathway.